UCUAGAUGUUCUUUUCAGGUAUAGAGUCAACAUUGUGGUGAACUCGGAAAGCAUACAACUCGCUGAAGAGUGUUUGCUGUCUUCACAUUAUCAUUAGAAACAAAAAGUGACUGGACGUCUGUCAUUAUGGGUCAGAGUCAGAGUAGUGGAUCGGGUGGUGGAGGUCAGGGAAGUGAUGACAAGAAGGACAAAAAGAAAAAAUAUGAACCUCCUGUACCCACUCGGGUUGGCAAGAAGAAGAGGAGGAUGAAGGGACCAGAUGCCGCUAACAAAUUACCUUUAGUCACACCUCACACUAGAUGUCGUUUGAAGAUGCUAAAACUUGAGCGUAUCAAGGAUUACCUCCUCAUGGAGGAAGAGUUUAUUCGCAACCAGGAGACACUCCGCCCACAAGAAGAAAAGCAAGAGGAGGAAAGAAGUAAAGUUGAUGACUUGAGAGGAACCCCAAUGAGUGUGGGUACCUUAGAGGAGAUCAUUGACGAUAACCAUGCCAUUGUUUCGACCAGUGUUGGGUCAGAACACUACGUGUCUAUACUUUCCUUUGUUGACAAGGAUCAAUUGGAACCAGGUUGCUCAGUCUUAUUAAAUCACAAGGUUCAUGCUGUAGUAGGAGUAUUGAGUGACGACACAGAUCCAAUGGUGACUGUCAUGAAGUUAGAAAAGGCACCACAGGAGACUUAUGCUGAUAUUGGAGGUCUGGAUAACCAAAUUCAGGAAAUCAAAGAGAGCGUGGAACUUCCAUUGACUCAUCCAGAGUACUAUGAGGAGAUGGGUAUCAAACCACCCAAGGGUGUCAUCCUUUAUGGCCAGCCAGGCACUGGAAAGACAUUGCUUGCGAAGGCAGUAGCUAACCAAACUAGUGCCACCUUCCUUCGAGUUGUAGGGUCUGAGUUGAUUCAGAAAUAUUUGGGUGAUGGACCAAAAUUGGUUCGUGAACUAUUCAGAGUUGCAGAAGAACACGCACCUAGUAUUGUAUUUAUCGAUGAGAUUGACGCCGUAGGAACUAAACGAUACGACUCAAAUUCAGGUGGUGAGAGGGAGAUCCAACGUACCAUGUUAGAACUUUUGAACCAGCUUGAUGGAUUUGAUUCCAGAGGAGAUGUAAAGGUCGUUAUGGCAACAAAUCGGAUUGAAACUUUAGAUCCAGCCCUUAUUCGUCCAGGUAGAAUUGAUCGUAAGAUUGAAUUUCCUCUCCCUGAUGAGAAGACCAAGCGUCGUAUAUUCCAAAUUCACACCUCCCGUAUGACACUGGCUGGUGAUGUAAACUUGGAUGAGCUUAUAAUGUCCAAGGACGACUUGUCAGGUGCCGAUAUCAAGGCAAUAUGUACAGAAGCAGGUUUGAUGGCACUGCGUGAACGCCGCAUGAAAGUAACGAAUGAAGAUUUUAAGAAGUCCAAAGAAAAUGUAUUAUAUAGAAAGAAAGAAGGGUCUCCAGAAGGCUUAUAUCUUUAAUUAAUUUUUUUAUAUUAAGCUUUGGGAGAGAUAUUUGUUUGUGUAAUAGCAUUAUUAACUAAUACAUUUUUCACUAAACUGGACUUUUGUCAUUAAUUUUUUAAUUUAUAAAGAAUAUGGAUUCCCUUAGUACAGGAAACAUUCAUACUAUAGGAUUUUUCUCGUAUAAUAAAGAGAAAAAUGGUAAA
Macrobrachium nipponense is the source of this 1640-nucleotide messenger RNA. RefSeq names its product 26S proteasome regulatory subunit 4 (gene Rpt2). The transcript has 9 exons. Gene Ontology annotation, molecular function: proteasome-activating activity; ATP hydrolysis activity; ATP binding. The record is from RefSeq and is a predicted model, not a curated record. Gene Ontology annotation, biological process: proteasome-mediated ubiquitin-dependent protein catabolic process. Bases 127 to 1452 code for a protein of 441 amino acids. Gene Ontology annotation, cellular component: proteasome regulatory particle, base subcomplex. Lineage: Eukaryota; Metazoa; Arthropoda; Malacostraca; Decapoda; Palaemonidae.